AUGGCCCACGAACUCCCCGCGCUCCCCUACUCGUACGAUGCUCUCGAGCCGUACAUCUCCAAGGAGAUCAUGACCCUCCACCACACCAAACACCACCAGACGUACGUCAAUGCGCUCAACGCCGCUGAGGGCGCGUACGCCAAGGCGUCCACGCCCAAGGAGCGCAUCGCCCUCCAGGCGGCGCUCAAGUUCAACGGUGGUGGUCACAUCAACCACUCCCUCUUCUGGAAGAACCUUGCGGGCUCUGCCAAGGAGGGCAAGGGCCACGGCGGUGAGCUCAAGUCGGGCGCGCUCGCCAACGCGAUCAACCAGAAGUGGGGUUCCCUCGACGCCUUCAUCAAGGAGUUCAACACCACCACCGCUGGCAUCCAGGGCUCCGGUUGGGGCUGGCUCGGAUACUCUCCGUCCAACAAGACGCUCGAGGUCGUUACUACCGCCAACCAGGAUCCUCUCAUCACUCACGUCCCGAUCAUCGGCGUCGAUGUCUGGGAGCACGCCUUCUACCUCCAAUACAAGAACGUCAAGGCGGACUACCUCAACGCCAUCUGGAACGUGAUUGACUGGCAGGAGGCCGAGAAGCGCUUCACUGAGGCCACCGGUGGUUCAAAGCUCUGA
Peniophora sp. CBMAI 1063 is the source of this 615-nucleotide messenger RNA. The record is from the annotation of a GenBank genome assembly. NCBI's taxonomy places the organism in Eukaryota, Fungi, Basidiomycota, Agaricomycetes, Russulales, Peniophoraceae.